Molecule: messenger RNA, 708 nt
Organism: Plasmodium malariae
Lineage: Eukaryota; Apicomplexa; Aconoidasida; Haemosporida; Plasmodiidae
Source: the annotation of a RefSeq genome assembly
AUGGAAUAUAAAAUUAAACAAAUCGUAUUUAUUAAAAUUUCUGCUUUCAUCCUUUUAAUGUGGAUACGUCAAUUUAACAACGAUGUGAACUACAGUAUUGGCAGAAAAUUGGAUACAAUGAUUGAAAAUUAUAAACAUGAUAAGGAUUCAAAUAUUUACAGAUUAAAAGAGAAUAUACAAAACAAAGAAGAGUACAGAAAAAAGGAUAUACUGAAUAUAGAAAAAGAGACAAAAGGAAAAGAGAAAAAAUCAAAUAAGAAUUCAUUAAAUAAGGCGCAAUACUAUACAGAAAUAACAGAUUAUAAAAAUGGAAUUUUCGAUGAAAAGCGUUGCCAUUUUGAAAAAAAAUGGUUUAAAAAAAGGAAUUAUGAUGAUUUUCUUGAAAAAAACAGGAGAAUUGGAGAUAUAUAUUUAAAAAAAGUAAAAUUUAGAAAUUACGGAUUUGGGAUUGUUUUAUAUUUUUUUUCUGUUUGUAUACUUCCAAGAUUAUCAUUUGUGGGAACUGCAGAGAAAUGGUUUGAAGACAAUUUAGUAUUUAAAUAUUUGUAUAAUGUUCUAAAACCGUUGGGAAAUGAAGUGAAUUGCCACAUUUAUAUAGGAUUAUAUAGUGUAAUUAUCAUUGGAUUGGCAGUAAUAGUUAUAAGAGUAAUUUAUAACAUAUUGAGUAGUAAUGAAAAAUAUAAUAAAAUUAAAUUAAUGUAUGAGUAA